This is a messenger RNA of Telopea speciosissima, 651 nucleotides long. Its product is annotated as CASP-like protein 4C1. The record is from RefSeq and is a predicted model, not a curated record. The transcript is spliced from 4 exons. The coding region runs from base 29 to 622 and encodes 197 amino acids. Lineage: Eukaryota; Viridiplantae; Streptophyta; Magnoliopsida; Proteales; Proteaceae.
UGCACAAUUACUCUGCAAAAAGAAGAAGAUGCGUUUUCCUCCUCCGCCGUCGUCUCUUAGGAACGGAGAAACCCCGCCUCGAAUGCCGUCGGCACCUCAUUUUCACUCCACCAUGUCCAUUCAGAAGCUUAGACGUUUCAACACACUAAUACUUGUCUUCCGCUUUGCUUCUUUCUGCUUCUCCUUUGCUGCUGCCAUCUUCAUGAUCACCAACUCCCACGGCUCCCAUGGUUCCCCCAGCUGGCGCGACUUCGAAGCUUUCAGGUUUGUGCUUGCUGCAAACGCAAUUGUGGCUUUGUAUUCGCUUGCAGAAAUGGGAGCUUCGAUUUGGGAGAUUCUCAGAGGCACCACUUUUUUCCCGGAGACCGUACAAGUCUGGUUUGAUUUUGGCCAUGAUCAGGUUUUCGCGUACCUGUUACUGUCGGCGGAUGCAGCGGGAACGGCGUUGGUCCGGACGUUCAGAGGAGGAGACACGUGUACGACCGUCAACACGUUUUGUGUCCAAUCGUAUAUUUCAAUUGGGCUGGGCUUUGUGGGCUUUCUCUUCUUAGGGUUUUCUUCGUUGCUCUCGGGUUUUCGGGUCGUUUCAUUUAUCAUCAACGGCUCCCGCUUCCAUCUCUAGACAUUUUUAUUUUUUAUUUUUUCUCUUUU